UUUGCUCUCAAGCUUCCAAUCCAAACCUUCUCCUGCAACUCUAAUCUCUAUAGUUGCAACAGUACCCACUUCCACUUUUCUCACAUCAACUGCUUUUAACUAUCAUCUUCUUCAACAAGCUUUUGCUUUUCAAUAUCCAGAGAACAAGAAAAUGGCUGCUUCUUCAGUUCUCAGAUCAAGCUUUCUUCCUUCUCACAAACCCACCAUCACUUCCAAUGUCUCCAACAACAAAAGAAAGUUCAAUGGAGUAGUUGUUGCUGCUUUGGAUAAUAAUGCAAGUGAUGAUAAUAAGAAUGCUAUGGUUAUGAGAGAGGAUCAAACACAGCAGAGAAGAUCACUUAAUUUCUCGGGAACUAAACCUUCUACUCCAAUUCUUGAUACCAUUAACUAUCCAAUUCACAUGAACAAUCUUUCCGUUCAGGAGCUGGAGACAUUGGCAGAUGAAAUAAGAGAAGAAAUAGUCUAUACAGUCUCCAAGACUGGAGGGCAUUUGAGUUCGAGUCUAGGUGUUGCAGACCUAACUGUCGCACUUCAUCAUGUAUUCAACACUCCUGAAGAUAAAAUCAUUUGGGACGUUGGUCAUCAGGCUUACCCACACAAGAUUUUAACUGGAAGAAGAUCAAGAAUGCAUACAAUUCGACAAACAUUUGGUCUUGCUGGUUUCCCAAAGAGGGAUGAAAGUGAACAUGAUGCUUUUGGAGCUGGACACAGUUCGACAAGCAUAUCAGCUGGUUUAGGUAUGGCAGUUGGUAGAGAUUUAGUGGGAAAGAACAAUCACGUAAUCGCAGUUAUUGGAGAUGGUGCUAUGACUGCUGGACAAGCAUAUGAAGCAAUGAAUAAUGCAGGAUAUCUUGAUUCAAAUCUUAUUAUUAUAUUAAACGACAACAAACAAGUUUCUUUGCCUACUGCCACCGUAGACGGUCCUGCACCACCCGUCGGUGCUCUGAGUAAAGCCUUAACAAAGCUUCACUCUAGCAGAAAGGUUCGCCAAUUGCGUGAAGCUGCAAAGGGAAUCACAAAGCAAAUUGGAGGACAAACACAUGAACUUGCAGCUAAAGUUGAUUCAUAUGUGAGAGGAUUAGGAGGUGCUACUAAUGCUUGUUUGUUUGAAGAAUUAGGUCUUUACUAUAUUGGUCCAGUUGAUGGGCACAGUAUAGAGGAUCUUGUGACAAUAUUACAGAAAGUUAAGUCAUUACCAGCACCAGGACCUGUUCUUAUCCAUUGUAUUACAGAGAAAGGGAAAGGUUAUUCUCCAGCUGAAAUUGCUGCUGAUAAAAUGCAUGGUGUUGUGAAAUUUGAUCCUGUCUCUGGAAAGCAACUGAAGUCGAAAUCGAAUACUAAAUCCUACACCCAGUACUUUGCAGAGUCUUUGAUUGCAGAAGCAAAGAACGACGAUAAAGUAGUAGCAAUUCAUGCUGCAAUGGGAGGGGGAACAGGACUUAACUUGUUUCAGAAACAAUUCCCAGAUCGAUGUUUCGAUGUUGGGAUUGCAGAACAACAUGCUGUUACAUUUGCUGCUGGUUUAGCUACUGAAGGCCUCAAGCCUUUCUGUGCUAUCUACUCUUCUUUCUUACAAAGAGGAUAUGAUCAGGUGGUUCAUGAUGUAGACCUCCAAAAGCUUCCAGUUAGAUUUGCAAUAGAUAGAGCCGGUCUUGUGGGUGCAGAUGGUCCAACCCAUUGUGGUGCUUUUGAUGUUACUUACAUGGCUUGUUUACCAAACAUGGUGGUUAUGGCUCCUUCUGAUGAGACUGAACUUAUGCACAUGAUAGCCACCGCUGCAGCCAUUGAUGACCGUCCUAGUUGCUUUAGGUACCCUAGAGGAAAUGGUAUUGGCACCGUUCUCCCACCAAACAACAAAGGGACACCACUUGAGAUUGGAAAAGGAAGAAUAUUGAGAGAGGGAAGCAGAGUGGCAAUAUUGGGGUAUGGAACAGUAGUCCAAAAUUGCUUAGCAGCAGCUGAUCUUCUUCAAAAAAUGGGUAUCUCAGCCACGGUUGCUGAUGCCAGAUUCUGCAAGCCACUCGACGGAAACUUGAUCAGACAAUUAGCUCAAGAACAUGAAAUUCUUAUUACAGUUGAAGAAGGAUCCAUUGGAGGAUUUGGCUCUCAUGUCUCCAAUUUCUUGUCCUUAAAUGGAUUAUUAGAUGGACAUCUCAAGUGGAGACCAAUGAUGCUUCCUGACAGAUAUAUAGACCAUGGAUCUCAAACAGACCAAAUUGAAGAGGCCGGGCUCAGUUCAAAGCAUAUUGCAGGGACAGUAGUGUCACUAAUUGGAGGACAAAAGGACAGUCUUCACCUUCUUAACCUAUAAAUCAAUGGAGUUACGAGGAGAACACUUUGUUUGGAGUGUAAAAACUGAACCAUCUACAGUGACGACUAAUUGUAUUUGCAAAAUGAGUCCCCUUCAAUCAUUUUGUAUAUCUUGAAUUAAGAGUAAGAACUGUCUUCUAAGCAAAAAUAAGUCAACAUUGUUGUACUCCGCAUGUCGACAGUAUUGAAAAACAAAAAGAAAAGCAGUAUAAAAAAUUUCCUUGUAUUUGUAUUGGCGAAUUCCAUUUUUUAAUUUUAAACAAUUUCAUUUAAUUAAUUGUCACAUCUUAUAUUGCUUAAUCAGUCA
This is a messenger RNA of Jatropha curcas, 2617 nucleotides long. Its product is annotated as putative 1-deoxy-D-xylulose-5-phosphate synthase 2, chloroplastic. Gene Ontology annotation, biological process: terpenoid biosynthetic process. The record is from RefSeq and is a predicted model, not a curated record. Gene Ontology annotation, molecular function: 1-deoxy-D-xylulose-5-phosphate synthase activity. NCBI's taxonomy places the organism in Eukaryota, Viridiplantae, Streptophyta, Magnoliopsida, Malpighiales, Euphorbiaceae.